Molecule: messenger RNA, 1113 nt
Organism: Talaromyces rugulosus
Lineage: Eukaryota; Fungi; Ascomycota; Eurotiomycetes; Eurotiales; Trichocomaceae
Exons: 1
Coding region: 1-1113 (370 amino acids)
Source: RefSeq, a predicted model, not a curated record
AUGCCGAUUGACGACCAUCUCUUCGGCCGCGUGCCCGACGUGCUCUUCCUCAUCCUCAGCAUGGGCGACGCCGCGACCAUCCCGGCGCUGUGUCGCCUGAACCGCGCGACGUACGAGACCAUCAAGGCCCACGAGACGCUCAUCUGCACCGCGUUCCUCCGCCACCACGACAUCAGCCCGCCGCUGGACCGCAUCCUCACCAUGGACCCCGUGUCCGGCCAGCGCGCCGCCCUCGACUUUCUCAGCCUGCAAAAGUUCAUGUACCGCCGCGAGACGGCGCGCAAGCUGGCCUCGCGCGUGGCCCGGUCUGGCUGGGGCGCCUGGUGGGCCAUCAAGGGCUCUGGCGAGAUGGACGCCGAGGCCGAGAUGUUUCGCCAGCGCGUCGAGCGCGGCCUCUAUGUCAUGUUCCACAUGUCCGACAUUGCCAGGAGCGUCGAGGAGACCCCCGUGCAGCCGUACUCGCUGGCCUUUAGCAUCUACCGCGUGAUUUUGUGCAGUUGUCUCUUCCGACUGCCCUUUGACCGCGCCCGCGCAAACCGCAGCUGGUGGUUCCCGCGCCACAUGUCGCAUAUCUACGUCGUGCUGCUGCGAAAACCGCAGCAGCGCGAGGUGGGCAAGCAGCGGUGGCGCUUUCGCCAAAAGCUGGACCUGGAACGCCGCAUCGACUUUCAUAUCGCGCUGCAGAUGCUGCGCCAGUUUCUCGAAACCAUCAUCUUUGCACACAGCCCGGACGACGACCGCAGCAUCAGCAGUCUCAAGGAAGACCUCGACGUGACCAACUGGUUCCUCCUCCGCCAGAGCGCCCACUCGCUCUCGCGCAUCUUCCUCGAGCUGCCCGACGCCAAAUGUUGUAGUAUUGAGGACCGCGCCCGCAAAAACAACGCCAAGGACCACCGCGACAACCCCGUCUGCACGUACUCGGAAGUGCUCAAGGAGUACUGGGACGCGCGCCGCGGCGAUUCCGCCGUCGACUGCAAGCAGUGCGAGACGUGGCUGCGCAGUUCCAGCACCGAGACCAUUCUCAACGACUUUUUUGGGCUGCAUGCUUAUAAUCUGGGUAAAGAAUGGGUUCGGCAGAUGCGCGGCGAGGGCGAGCUGUUGUUUGAGAUGUGA